AUAUUUUUAGAGGUUACACAAUCAUCGAAAUGAAAACCGACAAUUUGUUCGUGAUCUCCGCGUUAGUUUUCAUUGUAAUAAUGCAAGUGAGUUAUACUAAGUGUAUAUUAUACUAUAGACGUUUGGGUUUAUUUUUAGGUUCUGAAUGUGGUGAAGAAGCUAAUAUUUUUACUUAUGUAUAUUUUUUUUCCUUUUAAUGUAUACUGAUUUUUCAUCCGGUGAUAUUUUGUUUGAAAAAAAUUAUUCUAGAUUCCCUAUAGAUUUUUUUAGAAAACUUAAAACGCUAAAAAUAAAUUUCGAUACAUUGGUUUAUUGUUAUUACAUUUUUUUUUUUCAAUUUUUAAGUUACCUAGGUCCUAGACUACCAGUGGGAAUGAAAUAGAUAGGUAGUUAAAAUCAGUAGAAUAUAUGUUUUUCGUUAUCUCUGAUUAUGGUUAUUAAACGUCUAACUUCAGAUAAAGCAACUGAGUACAAAAAAAAAAAAAACAAAAUUGAAAACUUCAUUGAAAUCCUAUCUUGCGAAACUUUAAGGACUGACAUUUGUCAUAUUUCAAAAUCCUACGUAAACUAUAUUAUAAUUUCUAAUGUUUCUAGUAUAAAACGGAUAAUGUUGAUAGUAGUUCGUCAUUUUGUCGAUUUUACAGUGUCAAUAUAUAGUUGAUGUAUGAGUUUCAAAGCGGGGUUAAAAUGUAAACAUAUUGUAAAUAAGUUUAUCAAACGAUUGUAUAAUGUCUGAACUGAACCAAAAUAGUGAUCUAGACAAUAAUAAAAAAAUACUAAAAAUAUUUAUGUUGGAAACAAAUUUUAUGGUUUAUUACUUAUCAUAUCACAAAUUCCUAAAAGUGGUAAAUGUGUACUAGUUUUAACAUUUAAUCUAUUAUAGUAGUUAAAUUUAUUAAAUCAUAUUAAUAUUAAUUUGUUUAUUUCGAUAUACAAAUAUCAUUAUAUUUUACCUUUUUUUUCUUAUAAUUAGGUAUAUUAAUUUUGAUUAAAAAUGAUUUAUUCAAAUUAUUCAUUUAUUUAUCCUAGAUUAUGGAUCAUAAAACUUAUUUCUUAUUGAUUUAGAUACGAUAAAAUAAAAAAAACAUACCUAUCCAGAUAAAAAAAUAAAUGUUUUCCAUGAUAUAUAUACAUGACGUAUUGUGAAAGAAUUUCGGAUUAUACUCGAUCUAUGUAUAUAUAUAUAUAUAAAAAAAAAACAAUCCUCCGAAAAGGUACCAACCGUCAGAUCAAAGAAACUCGCGAAACCAUAAUAAUAGGGACAUUAGUUUCGAAUACAAUAUAAUUUAAAUUUAAAUUUUUCAAAGGCAAUACUGACACAAAUAAUAAUAUCCGUGGCUGUAUAUCCCGUGUUUCUAUCCUCCGGGGUUUACUACCUCAUCCCUCUUACAGGUAUAUUUAAGCAUUCUAUUACCUGCCGACUUGGAAUGAACGAGGAAUCGAACAAAAUAUUUUUUAUAAGAAUAGGUAAAGCAUAAUUCUCAAGAUCUUUACUAACUAACAAGCAGACGAGGAAAAAUUGGAAGUUGGAACCUUCUAAAGCCACAAUAUGCACAAUUUUGAUAAAAAUAUUAUUUAUGCAUUAAAUAUUUAUCCCUAUUACUUAUUUCGAUGAGCCAAACCUCCUUUUGGUAACGGUACUUAAAAUCUGGUAUUUCUUGUGAAAACAAGAAAUAUGAGAAAAAGAUUGUUUGGGGGAGGAUGUUGAAAGUUUAAACUUAAAAUGAAAUGUUCUUGAUGCUUAUAUCGCAUAUGUACAAAAUUUUACUACCACUAUUAUGGGAGUCUGUGGGAUGUACAUAUCUAAAAACACACUCUUCUUGUCAAAGCAUGGUUGUAUAUUCGACAUUCAACCAAAAUGUUAUCACGUCAAUUUUUCUAUGAAAAAAAAGCUCUAAUUCCCGAGUAUGAACUCAUUUGAUCUAGACUAGAGGGAGCUGCUAAAAGUAUCCAAAAGUAUCCAAAAAUACGUCAAAUUCAACAAUUAAAAAAGGUUAGUAAAUAACAUAUACUAUUAUUUUAUUUUAUAAAUUCUACAAAAUCCAGUUCUACUUCAGCCAGUUUUAUUUUUAUCGAUUUCUUCGAUUCAAAGUAGAAAAUUAAGGAUAAUAAGCUUACACAGUUUUCAACAUCUUCGUUUUUCAAAUACUUGUUGUUAGUUAUUUCUGGUUUUUUUUUUCUUUAAAUUAAAACAUGAUAUUUUUGCCCAUGUUCUAAUAUCGCUUUAUUGCGAUUUGUUAAAUCGCUACCGUGAUUAAGAGUGGAGGCGUAUAUGAAUAUUAAAAAGGCAUGUAUGCAGGUCCACACAAGUGAGAAUUCAUACAGAAAUAAUUUAUUGGAAUCAUUAUUUUAAAAACUGGCGCCUCUAUCUUUUUACGUAUUUUAAUAAGGGAUCGUUAGAUAUGUUGGGUGUGAGAUAAGCAAAAAAGUGGUUAUCAAUGUAUAAACAACUGAAACUAAUACCUAAUUUUUUUACAAACUAAUUCGCUAAUAAUUGGUUAAACUGUAGAACACAUUGUAAAUACUAUUGUUUUUUAAUACAGUAUUUGUUUUAAAAACAGAUGUGCUCUUAAAUUUAAACGCAAAAAAACAUUUUAAUUUGUUACAAAAUCGAUAGAUUUUGUAAUAGGAUAUUUAUUUAAAAAAAUAGUAUAAAUUGCUGUAAUUAUUUCCAAAGGAAAAAUAAUUAACAUAAUUUUUAACCAUUUUAAAAAACUUAAAUAUUUAGUUAAUUUGACUAAUUAAAAAUGUUGGAUGAUUCUACCAGCGAAAUUGCAUCGUAUCGUAACAGUCGUAUUUUAACAAAAUUGAAUUAUUUUAAUAAUUUUGACUUAAAUGUAUUAUUGUAUUUCAUAUUUUAUUUUUUGAGCGAAGCGAGAAAUGUAAAUGUAUCGGUUUUAUAAUUGUGUCCUUUUUGGUCAGUGAACAAUUUAUCUACCGAAAAUAUUGCUCAAAAUAAAGGGUAGUUUCUAGUUGAAAAUUUUUGUGCAAAUAUUUUCGUUUUUUCCGGAUUUCCCCAAUUAUUAAAAAAAAUACAAUUAAUAUCGCAAAAUAUUCUCUAAAACUAGAAAAAUGUAAUUUUAAAAGCUGGUAGAUAAGAUUUAUAAAACAAAAAUAUAUAUAAAAAUCAUUUUUGUUAACCUUUGGAUGUAAUAACCUUCCCUGCAUUGUGGGUCGCCUAAUUCAAGUUGAGCAGCCACUAUGGUAGCCAUUGUUUGACGGAAGGCUGAACGAAGGCUUUACAUUACCUACCUCUAGUUUCUGGUGACAUAUUAAUAAUAGGCAAAUAUAGACAAUUACGAAGUGACCGUCAGACGAUCGUUUCAUUUAACUCGACCACGCUGUUAAGUGAAAUUUGAUUAUAAAACAAAUCAAAAAAGUUCCACAGAGAGCUAUUCUAUUUUAUUUUGAAAAAAUCCCAAUUAUAAUGUUACCAUUUUUAAGAGCAAUAAACAACUUUUACUUAAUUAUUCAGUGUAUAAGGUACAUUGAUUCUAUAAACCGUGUUCGAUAGUUUGAUUGUUUUUUGAAAAUGUUUAGUAGUUCAAGGCUUUUAUUUAGAUCGAUUUUUCUAUUUACCGUAUUGCAUCAAGGAGACUUGUUGAAAAGUGCUAGUUAAAAAUUUAGAUCUAUGCAAUUAAAAUGUAAUAUAUUAAUAUUUACGAUCGGUUUAUAUCUAUGGUAUCUAUGUUUUCUAUCCAAUUAUAAUUUCCUAUAUGUACUGUCUUCAUUAUCUACGUCAUUAUCGUAUAGUUUAUGGCCAUUUUACGACGUCUACAGUGAAUUACGUUUUCGACGUAUUACAAUUUUUGUUUGUUGCUGUGAACAGCUGUGCUUUUUUUUCUAUUCCUGGUUACUUUUUUAUUUAUCGCAUAAUGCUCAUGAAGAUAAGAAAUUAAACCAUGGCCGGUCCACAAAUAGUGCCAAGAAGAUGCGCUUAUCUAGGAACAAUCAUUCACAAACGCACGAACAAAAUAUAGACCAAUUUUAAGCGGUUUUUCACAAAAUGGUCCGCAUUGUCUGGAGUAGUUUUUAAAAUAUUGAAACCUCUAAUCUGAUCAGUAAAAAUAGUACACCUAACCUGCAGUAAUUUGGGCUGUAUACAAAAUAGUAGUUCAUAAUUUAUAAUAAUUCAUACAAGUUUGAAAUGAAAAUUAAAGGUAAUAACGGUUAACUUCAGUGUUUUUUCGGGGCAUUAAUAUCCAGAAAGAAAAUAUUUUUAUUUCAUAUAUGUUUGACACGGGCAACGCUGGACAGGACAACUAUUUUUACAUAAAAACUGGAACUUUACUUAUUAGUUUGAUCGUACAGUUAUUUAGUACACGGGUUAUUAUGUAUUUAACUGUCUGUUGGUUUUAUUUUGUUUUUAGAACUAUGUGGUCUUGAUGAAAGACCCGAAAUCAGGUUCCGAAUUAGGCUAUGUGGUGUCGGAGCACAACAAUUUAGCGGUGAUCGCAGUUCCGGUAAAAGGGUCUGGAAAAAUCAUCACAAAGUUCUUCGUGGUACCCGCCAAGAUGGCUUUAAAGGCCAUAAAAGCCGCAGCCCACGUGUUGUCGCCAAGAAAACUUAAGCGAAAGUUCGACAACAUGCGAAUGAAGUUUCAUGCGGUGCACGUGUCGCACGAGACGAAAAAUCACGUGCGCACUAUUACAGUGGACGGCCGUGGCGUGCACUGGACCAAAUUAAGGAAGUUAGUACCAACACCGCCUUCGGCCAGCCGAACUGUGAUCGGAAAGAUGAUGAACAGCUUGAAGUUCACAAAGGACGGAGUGCCACCACCACACGGACCUCCUUUCGGAAACCCCGCUGGACCUCCUUUCGGAAACCCCGCUGGACCUCCUUCCGGAAACCCCGUCGGACCUUCUGACGGAAACCCCGUGUUUGGAUACCCAGGGGAACCGGUGCAGGUUGUCAAGAAAAAGUCAUUUUUAAAAGACAAUCCGAUCUCGAAAAUGUGCAGGAACUAUAAGGCAAAGAGACAAUUUAAAAAACAACAGAGACAAAUCAAAAGGGACCAGUUGGGUCAAAAAUAGUGUCUUGUUAAACUACAGAAACU
Molecule: messenger RNA, 5056 nt
Organism: Cinara cedri
Lineage: Eukaryota; Metazoa; Arthropoda; Insecta; Hemiptera; Aphididae
Source: the annotation of a GenBank genome assembly